UGAUUUUAUUACUGAAAGGUUACUGCUCAAAAUAUUCAUAGAAUACCAAGCAAUAUUAGAUGUAUAACGUUUGCCUUCAAUUGUUUGGCUUCCGUGAUCUCCACCCUCUGAAUUUCAACUUCUGCGCAGCCUAUUAUCCACUCCAUGUAGAAGGAUGAGAGGAGAGAAGCUGUUAUUACCUGUGAUACUAAUCUGUGUGCUGGGUUUAACACUGCCGCAGACAUCUUAUGGACAGCAUUUGUCAGAGGAACCCUGCUCCGUUCAGAUCCUUGUCCCUGGACUCAAAGGAGAGCCAGGAGAGAAAGGUGAAAAAGGGGCACCAGGGAGACCAGGAAGAGUUGGCCCUCCUGGAGAGAUUGGUCAACCUGGACUUAAAGGACAGAAAGGUCUUAUGGGGCGUUAUGGCAAAAUGGGCCCAAGUGGAAUGAAAGGUGUAAAGGGAGAUAUGGGGGAUCCAGGUCCAAGGGGCCCUAAUGGAGAGCCAGGUGUUCCAUGUGAAUGCACACCACUGAGAAAGAUGAUUGGGGAAAUGGACAUUCUCGUGGCCCAGAUGUCCUCUGAGCUGAAGUUCAUUAAAAAUGCUGUUGCUGGCAUAAAAGAGACAGACAGUAAGGUCUAUCUGUUGGUGAAGGAGGAGAAGCGCUACUCUGAUGCCGAGGGCUACUGUCAGACGAGGGGAGGGCACCUGGCCAUGCCAAAGAAUGAGGGAUCCAACACGGCCAUCGCAGGGUACAUCUCUGAGGCAGGACUGAGCAGAGUGUACAUCGGCAUCCAUGACCUGGACCAUGAGGGCGUCUUCACCUACGUGGACCGCUCUCCCAUGACCACCUUCAGCAAAUGGAGGAAAGGGGAGCCCAACAAUGCUUAUGAUGAUGAGGACUGUGCUGAGAUGGUGGCCUCCGGGGAAUGGACUGAUGUGGCCUGCCACCCCACCAUGUACUUUGUGUGUGAAUUUGACAAGGACAGUGUCUGA
Messenger RNA from Myripristis murdjan (pinecone soldierfish), 973 nucleotides. It is a transcript of the gene colec11, whose product is annotated as collectin sub-family member 11. The record is from RefSeq and is a predicted model, not a curated record. Lineage: Eukaryota; Metazoa; Chordata; Actinopteri; Holocentriformes; Holocentridae. The transcript has 7 exons. Bases 155 to 973 code for a protein of 272 amino acids.